UCCAGACACAUGAAAGCAUAAGACAUUUGGCCAAAGUAUUAACACGCUAAACCACGACACGAUAUAUAAUACUCUCCCGGGCAGCCUCCAGGCUUAAACCACAAAUGAGCACCCAACCUUCUCAAGUUCGGCAACCACCGGCAACUCCCACCUACAUUUUACGCGGCCAUGCCGCUGCCAUCCAUGCGCUACAGAUCUUCCACCAGAACCUAAGACUUGUCUCUGGCGACGCAGACGGCUGGAUCGUCGUAUGGGAUCUAGUGUUCAAGCGUCCGCUAGCCGUAUGGAAGGCCCACGAUGGCGCGGUCCUCGAAGUCAAGGGAUUCACCUUCCGAAAUGGUGCUGUUACGGAAGUGUUCACACAUGGUCGAGACCACAAGUUACGCGUUUGGCGAUUCAGCGUCCAGGAUGAGGAGGUUCUUCAGAAAACCCUCCCCGUGGAUAUCACCGAGACAACAUCAUCAGCUGCCCCCCAGCCAUGGUUGGUGCAUUCGCUUCCAGUGAAUGCGUUGAAUUUCUGUGCCUUUACAAUGGUCUUUCUUCCCCCGAGUAGAUCGAACACGGAAGGCGUGCUGUCAGAGGCAUCUGGAGAGAACAAAUCGCUUUCAUCCGCGCUCAUCGCCGUUCCUAAUGCUUUGGACUCGGGCGCGAUCGAUCUCUUCCAUCUCCCACAGGAAAGACGUAUCUGCACCAUCCCCGCGGAUCCGGAAACGAAAACCGGCAUGGUGAUGGCGGCUAACCUGGUUCUGUCUGAGUCUGGGGAGUUGUACGUUACCUCUGCCUACGAAGAUGGCCACGUCAUGGUUAUGGGCUGUCGUGGGCCGUUGCAUGAGAAGGAUCUAGCGCAAAAUGCCAAGACAGCGUGGAAGUGGGAGAAGCUAUACGCCUGUCGGGCUCACUCUCAGCCAGCGCUAUCGAUUUAUGUCUCGCCCGCUGGUGAUUAUUUCUUUUCUUCAUCGGCUGAUGCGGUGCUGGCGAAGCAUCCGAUUCCGUCCCUGGGUGCUCCGGGCUAUCGUGAAGAAUCUCCAAUCAAGUCGAUCAAUACGAAGCAUGCUGGUCAGCAGGGGGUGCGGAUACGGUCUGAUGGGAAGAUUUUCGCGACUGCGGGAUGGGAUUCUAGGGUCAGAGUUUACUCGUGCAAGACAAUGAAAGAACUUGCUGUCUUGAAGUGGCAUAAAGAUGGGUGCUAUGCUGUGGGGUUUGCGGAUAUUGCUGGCUUCGAGUCGAGCGAGGCAUCGACUGGUGAGGAGAGGCAUACACCGCAAGACGAUAACGUGGACACGCAGCUUGCCAGACGUGCAGAGUUCUCGCUCGCAACGGUGCAUCGCCAGAGAAAUCAGAAAGUGCAAAACACCCAUUGGUUAGCUGCUGGGUCAAAAGACGGAAAGAUCUCAUUGUGGGAUAUCUACUGAUUGUCGUCAAUUAUUAU
This is a messenger RNA of Aspergillus ibericus CBS 121593, 1429 nucleotides long. RefSeq names its product WD40 repeat domain-containing protein. The transcript is spliced from 2 exons. NCBI's taxonomy places the organism in Eukaryota, Fungi, Ascomycota, Eurotiomycetes, Eurotiales, Aspergillaceae. Gene Ontology annotation, molecular function: protein binding. The record is from RefSeq and is a predicted model, not a curated record. Bases 105 to 1412 code for a protein of 435 amino acids.